UGGCGCCCAGCGGCUCGGGCUGACCGGACGGGGCGGGCGCCCCGGGACAGCCUCGCGCGGUACCUCCCGGCCCGCGCGCCCAGCCAGCCGGCGCGGGACGUUCGCUCGGGGGUCGCGGCCGCUCCGGCGAGAGCUGUGGCCACUGCCACCUGCUCACCCUCUCUCCCUGCCCCCAGAUCCCCUCCGUGCUGGUGAGAGCAGGGCCGCUGGCCACCUAGCAUCCAUCCGCGAAGAUGAGUGCCUGCGGGAGGAAGGCCCUGACUCUGCUGAGCAGCGUCUUUGCGGUCUGUGGCCUGGGCCUCCUGGGCAUAGCCGUCAGCACCGACUACUGGCUGUACCUGGAGGAGGGCGUGGUCCUGCCUCAGAACCAGAGCACGGAGAUCAGGAUGUCCCUGCACUCAGGCCUCUGGCGGGUCUGCUUCCUUGCAGGUGAGGAGCGGGGACGCUGCUUCACCAUAGAAUACGUGAUGCCCAUGAACUCCCAGCUGACGUCCGAGUCCACGGUCAACGUUCUAAAGAUGAUUCGCUCAGCCACACCGUUCCCUCUGGUCAGCCUCUUCUUCAUGUUUAUCGGCUUUAUCCUGAGCAACAUUGGACACAUCCGUCCCCACAGGACGAUACUGGCCUUCGUCUCCGGCAUCUUCUUUAUCCUCUCCGGCCUCUCUCUCGUGGUGGGCCUCGUGCUGUACAUCUCCAGCAUCAACGACGAGGUGCUCAACAGGACUAAGGACCCAGAGACCUAUUUCAACUACAAAUACGGAUGGUCGUUUGCCUUCGCUGCCAUCUCUUUCCUUUUAACAGAGAGUGCCGGCGUGAUGUCUGUGUACCUGUUCAUGAAGAGGUACACCGCCGAGGACAUGUACAGACCUCACCCUGGCUUCUACCGCCCUCGGCUGAGCAACUGCUCCGACUACUCGGGCCAGUUCCUGCACCCGGACGCCUGGGUCCGGGGCCGCAGCCCCUCCGACAUCUCCAGCGACGCCUCCCUGCAGAUGAACAGCAACUACCCGGCCUUGCUCAAGUGCCCUGACUACGACCAGAUGUCGUCUUCGCCCUGCUGAGCCUCGGCCGCCUCCCGCCCUGGAC
Molecule: messenger RNA, 1086 nt
Organism: Propithecus coquereli (Coquerel's sifaka)
Lineage: Eukaryota; Metazoa; Chordata; Mammalia; Primates; Indriidae
Gene: CACNG5
Product: calcium channel, voltage-dependent, gamma subunit 5
Exons: 6
Coding region: 234-1061 (275 amino acids)
Biological process (GO): neurotransmitter receptor transport, postsynaptic endosome to lysosome; positive regulation of synaptic transmission, glutamatergic; calcium ion transport
Cellular component (GO): AMPA glutamate receptor complex; postsynaptic density membrane
Molecular function (GO): channel regulator activity; voltage-gated calcium channel activity
Source: RefSeq, a predicted model, not a curated record